CGGGAGCCUGGUGGAUGCUCGCAGGCUGUUCGAGAGGACUUUUAUCCGCGAUGAUGUUGUGUUGUGGAACACCUUGAUUCUUGGAAGGCUGCUCGCCAGAUGCUAGAACGUUCAUGGUUGCUUUCAAGGCAUGCACUUGUCUCUCGGAGAAAGAAGAAGGCAAGCGAGUUUGCGGCAAGACCGUCAAGCUUGAGACCAUGAGAAAGGCUAUGGAAAUUCACUCUCAAGCGGCGAAGUGUGGCUAUGACUCGGACCUUUUCGUGGCAACUACGAUGAUCGACAUGUACGCCAAAUCUGGGAGCUUGACAGAUGCUGAGAAGGUUUUCCAGGAGAUGAAGAACCGUGACGUUGUCGCCUGGACUACGAUGGUUCUUGCCUAUGCCGAACAAGAUGCAAGUAAGCACUUGGCUUUAGAGUUGCUCGACCGCAUGCAACGCGAAGGCUGUGCCCCGAUCUCUCUUACGUACGUUGCUGCUUUGAAGGCCUGCGCGAGCCUGGCGAUGGAAGAGGAGGGCGAGAAAAUUAAUGGAAAGGUCGUGAAGGUGCUCUCGUUGGAGCGAGGAGCUGCCAUUCACUCAAAAGCCGAGGAACAAGGAUUUGAUUUGGACCUCCUUGUGAUGAACGCGGCGGUGGACAUGUACUCCAAGUGUGGUAACAUGGUGGACGCUGGAAGAACUUUCGACCGCAUGGUUCUUCGCACCGUGACUUCCUGGAACACCUUGAUGAUGGGGUAUGUGGAAAACGGUGAAGCAUCGAUGGCUCUAAGCUUGUUCUCUCGUAUGCAGCGUGAGGGCCCGGCUCCAAAUCCUGGAACUUUUGUGGCUGCUCUCAAGGCGUCUGCGAAUCUGUCAGCGCUGCAAAGUGGACGGCAAGUUCACAUAGAAAUCUGCCGCUACGGUCACGAGUUCCAUGAGAUCGUCGCAAAUUCUCUGGUGGAUGCUUACGGCAAGUGUGGAAGCAUGACUCGAGCUCACCAGCAGGUUACAGCCGCGAGGGGAACACCGAGCUCGUGUUCUCCCAGUUCCACAAAUUGGAAGACGAAGGCCGCCUCAAACCAAACGUGGUGACUUUCGUUUCCCUCCUCGCGGCUUGCAGCCACGCCGGGCUGGUCGAUCGAGGCAAGAGGCUUUUCCAGGCAAUGGUGUCCAGGUAUGAGAUCGAUCCAGUGUUGGAGCACUACCACUGUCUGGUCGAUUCUCUGGGCCGUGGGAAUCAGCUGGAAGAAGCGAUGAAGAUCGUGGAGACGAUGCCUUUCUCGCCGAAUGAUGUCACCUGGAGGACGGUGCUGGGUGCGUCGAGGAAGUGGAGCAACGAUCGAGUGGCAAAACAAGCAUUUGAUUCGCUGGUGGGCUCGAUAGGUUCAUUGGGACAAUGAAGAACAAAACGUAAUCUCCUAUGCAUCACUGUUCUUGGCGCCAUUUAGAUUCAAAAUAUUCUUUCGCAAA
Messenger RNA from Selaginella moellendorffii, 1445 nucleotides. RefSeq names its product pentatricopeptide repeat-containing protein At2g13600-like. The coding region runs from base 114 to 1067 and encodes 317 amino acids. Gene Ontology annotation, molecular function: protein binding; RNA binding. Gene Ontology annotation, biological process: RNA modification. Gene Ontology annotation, cellular component: intracellular membrane-bounded organelle. The record is from RefSeq and is a predicted model, not a curated record. Lineage: Eukaryota; Viridiplantae; Streptophyta; Lycopodiopsida; Selaginellales; Selaginellaceae. The transcript is spliced from 3 exons.